ACAGCCUUUACAGAGAACGUGCGUUUUCAAACUUUUUUUUGAGACUACCAGUGAGAUCUCCAGCUGCCGUUUUGUCACCUUUGACGGCUGUUUUUUUUUUUUCCUCCAAUUUAUCAUCCCUCAAUUUAUCUUUUCACAUUCACACUCACAGUCACAUCUGGAAUUCCACACAUCUUCACGGUCUACACUCGAUUCCUUUCAUGUGAAUGACCUCGAUCCACUCCUGACUAUCAGCCUGCAAACCAGCCUGUGUGACAACCACCAUAAACACACAAGCAAACAUCCAACAGGAGUGCCAUCCACCAAACGCUGAAAGGUACAUUCUGCGCAGUGACAACCAGCCAGCGAGAGACAUAGAUAGCUACUGAAGCAGCCUGUAAGAUAUUUAACUGGCCUGACCAAACAGAAGGGCAGCCAUGUUGAUCAUCUUAGCCUUCAUCAUCCUCUUCCAUCUGGCUGCAGCCAUCCUCCUCUUUGUUGCAACCAUUCACAAUCAUUGGUGGGUGGUGACGCCAGCUGGACGUGAUGUGAUCUACGCUGACCUGUGGUACUCCUGUAACUCCACCUGCUAUCCUGUGGAGAACAGCCAUACGGCUGAUGCAGCCUAUCUGCAGGCCGUCCAGGCAACUAUGAUCCUGGCCACCAUCUUAUGUUGUGUCAGCUUCUUCGUCUUCAUCCUUCAGCUCUGUAGGCUCCAACAGGGAGAGAGAUUCAUUUUCACAUCCAUCAUCCAGCUAUUGGCCUCUCUAUGUGUGAUGAUCGCAGCGUCCAUCUACACAGCUCAAAAAACGAGCUUUCAUGUGCCCAGUCUUCAGGAAGGCUCCUACGGCUCCUCCUAUGUCCUGGCCUGGAUCAGCUUCCCCAUGACUUUCAUCGGCGGCCUGAUGUACCUGGUGCUCAGGAAGCGCAAAUAGAUUUGAUGGGCUUGAGGCACAGGCAUGCAAAUAUUCAAAGAUAUAAACAGGAACACUUGGACCCAUUUGCAUACAAACAUACACUUUGCCUUAACAAACAUGCACCCAGUCUCUCUCUAACGCUUAGAUUGUAUAAUACCCAUGGAGAUAAAGAAAUACAUGCACACCACAAAUCGACAUUCAUUUCUAGUCUCAGGUUUAGAACCAGGCAAUUCACCCACAAAGCGCACAUUUUUGUCCACCUUACACACUCAAAACCAAAACCCAAUAAUCGCACAGCUUUCUCCUUCCUGAUGCUAUAUUGUUCUCACUGAAUGUGCUCGCUGAGAUGCACGAGGUCUCGUGCAGGAGUGUGUUCAGUUGACGGGCUGUGCUAUACACGUUUUGUUGUUGAUAAGUGCCUCAGAAACACUGCUGACAGUCAACUGGAUUGUCUUUGUAUUCAUGCAUGACAGCCAACUAAAAUAUGUUUCUGGAAACAUUUAAGGUGAGAAAUAACACCAUGAUUCACAUUUUAUCUGCAGUACGAAAUGUGUAGUCAUGCUUUUGCCAGCUGGGUGAACUGUGCUGGAUAGAUUCAUUUACAUCAAAUCUACACAAUACAAAUGCAGACCAGCAAAUGCACCACACAGGCGCCACGCUGCAUUCAGCACUCACUCACUGCUCUGCAUAGAAAAGGCCCCUGAGGCUCCUUGCUGCAUUUACUGAGAACAUGCCUUCGCUAUCCUCUUCCAACUUUCCCCCUGAGCCACCACGCAAUUGUUCCAACAUACUGAUUUGUCUCUUCCUCUUGUUUCAUUGUGUCCUGCUUCCCACCUACCAACUCCAUUCAUAGGAACCUGUCUGAAAUGUCCAAUCACAAAGGAUCAAAACUGAAGACAAGUGGGAACUUACUGGGACUUUCCAAAGGGUCCAUACUUUUGUUUGUGAAUUUAUUUUGUACAUAUUAGCUGUGUGUAUAGUUCAGGUAAUUGCCCAAAGCUUUUUUCUAAGACUGAAAUACUAAAGCUAUAUAUAAUAGAAAGAAAAAGAAAAAAAUAUGUUAACCAUAGCAUACAGGAAGUGUAGUCAGGCACUAGUAGAGGUAUAAUAUGUAGGAUCUUAACACGUCGUUUGUAUUCUUCUGUCACUGACUUGUGUUUUAAUGAUUGUUGAAAAAGGAACCAAUAAUGUGCUGUGAAAUUUGGGAUUUUUAAAUGACAAUAUAGGAACAUGCAAACUUGAAAUAGGAAUGAACAUUUCUUUGUUAUUUUUAUUAUUAUGCUUUUUUGUUCACAGCUUCACUGAGAAAAAGGCAAAGGCUAUUUAUUGUUUGAAACCACUGUUGUGUGUUUUAGCAUCGUGUGACUGAGGAUGUAUGAAGUCAUUGGGUCUUGCCCUCUCUGGCUGGGCUACUGUUUAUUUGGUCCAUUACUGAAACAUUUCUGUCGCCCCUAUGCACAUGUGUGCUCUGGAAUUUAACAACAAUAAACGUGGGAAACACUUUACUUGAAGGGAUCUACAUAAGAGUGGCAUGACACAUGACACAGUCAUGACACAUGAACCCUAAC
Molecule: messenger RNA, 2464 nt
Organism: Perca flavescens (yellow perch)
Lineage: Eukaryota; Metazoa; Chordata; Actinopteri; Perciformes; Percidae
Gene: emp2
Product: epithelial membrane protein 2
Exons: 5
Coding region: 417-914 (165 amino acids)
Cellular component (GO): plasma membrane
Source: RefSeq, a predicted model, not a curated record